Messenger RNA from Sabethes cyaneus, 1742 nucleotides. Its product is annotated as limbic system-associated membrane protein. The coding region runs from base 327 to 1742 and encodes 471 amino acids. Gene Ontology annotation, molecular function: protein binding; axon guidance receptor activity. Gene Ontology annotation, cellular component: plasma membrane; axon; neuronal cell body. The transcript has 12 exons. NCBI's taxonomy places the organism in Eukaryota, Metazoa, Arthropoda, Insecta, Diptera, Culicidae. The record is from RefSeq and is a predicted model, not a curated record. Gene Ontology annotation, biological process: synapse organization; homophilic cell-cell adhesion.
UACCAUACUGCUGAUAAUUCUUCCAUUGUGAAUGCGAAACUCAUUUUUAUUUGCCUCGUCGCUUCACAAUAUGGACUCAGUGAGAAUUCAGAGCAACGACAGAUGCGUGACGUAGCGGAAAGCUUUCAAUCUCUGCUGCGCUCAAAAUCCCACAUCCAACAGAACCCCCGGAGUACGGAAUAAUAUUACUUAAAAUGAAUAUACCAUCAGCUUGACUAUUAUUAUCAUCUAUAGGACCUUCGUACUGGAUAUCCGAUUCGGACUCUAACGGACACGGCAGUUGUGGAGCACCAACGACGGCGCAGGAAGAGACGAAAAGGCUGAAAAUGAGGAAGAGUAUUAGAUCGAUGAUGUGCCUCGUGAUAUUUCUGCUGAUUUUCAUCAUGAAUUAUGGAUUUUGCAUCGCGCGGCCCGACCCGUUUAUCUCUACAAUUGAUAUAGAUACACCGACCGUAGCGCCCAAAUUUAUGACCCGAGGCCACCUUUAUAAGGCUAUCAUAGGGGACUCGAUCGAACUGCCGUGCAAGGUGAAAGACCUAGGAUCCUACGUGCUGUUAUGGCGCCGGGGGACAUCGGUGCUCACGGCAGCUAAUUUAAUGGUGACACGUGAUCCACGCUUCAAGCUGGUAGAGGGCUACAAUCUGCAAAUAGCGAACGUGAAAAUUCAGGAUGCCGGCGAUUAUAUUUGCCAGAUCGGUGAUAACGAGAGUCGGGAUCAGGUGCACACAUUGGAAAUUCUCGUGCCGCCGACGAUACGAGUAGUCCCGCAGAAUCGACAAAUCACUGCCCGGAAGGGAAGCACCGUAACGCUCGAGUGCAAGGCAUCGGGAAAUCCGGUACCGGCCAUUUAUUGGCACAAAAAGGAUUCAUUCACGGGUGCAUCGCAUCUGUCGGAGAGCACCACAUUGAUUUUAGAACGGGUAGACCGGCAUCACGCUGGCAUCUACCAGUGCACGGCGGACAAUGGUGUCCGGGAAGCAGUGAAUGCCGACAUCGACGUUACGGUAUUGUCUCCCCCUGACAUCACGGUGGAGAAAACCUGGGUGCAUGCCAGCGAAGGUUUCGAUAUCGAUCUAAUGUGCACGGUGCAUGGGGAUGUUAACUCAGAGAUGUUAUGGUAUCAAAAUUCGUUCCUAUUGGACCCCACCGAUCGGCGGUCUAUGUACUCCAAAGGCGACAAAUACACGCUAAACAUCAGAAACUUUCAGCAAUCUGAUUUCGGUAACUACAGUUGCGUCGCAGACAAUGCACUCGGUAGGACGAAGAAAUACAUUGAAGUGUCUGGCCGGCCAGGACCAGCCAACUUUUUGUCACCUGCCUACAGUACCCACCUCGAUCGAUACAACCUUACGUACACGAUUGAAUCGAUACCACCGUUGGACGAGAUUAAACUGCUGUACCGGAAGCUAAUGAUGAACGAAACAUAUCAACAUCCGGGAAACUGGGAAGACACGAUUUUAGUGCCAACGUUAACCCGUUCCGAUCCAACUCAUUUUAUUAUGUCGCAUGUGAUAAAAGGGUUAUCGCCAAACUCGGUGUAUGAAGUAAUGAUCCAGGCGCGGAAUAUGCAUGGCUGGAAUGAGAUUAGCGAUAUCCAUCAGUUUUAUACAAGGAACUAUGAGCUAGCGUUGAAUGAAUUGGAAUUCGUGAUGAGUUCUAUCUCUAACAGUAAUGCUUCUCGAUGGCUGUUUAGUCCGCUUGUAUUUUAUUUACUGGGAUUAAUCACAGCACUGGCUCAAUAA